CCAGGACCAGGAAGAGAGGAGAUGCUGACUCAGCUGCUUCUGGGAUGGACUGCCUUGCUCAGCGGCCUGCAGCCGGCUGUCGCCUCGGGAUUUCUAUCUAGCAGAGGCAGCAGGUUGUCCGCUCCGAAAUGUGAAGUCUUCUUCCCUCCUCCACCUCCACCGCCCGUGUUUCCUACAGUCAGACGGAAAGCAGAGCUGACGGUCGAUGUGACGGAACACAUCACAGGAGCCAAAGGGGAAAAGGGCUGCAGAGGACCCAGAGGACCCAAGGGGCUGCCUGGUGUGACGGGUCCGGAGGCGGAGCCUGGAACACAAGGACCGAUGGGAGAGCCGGGUCAAAAGGGGGAGAAGGGGGCCCGAGGCUGGAGGGGCCUGUAUGGAGACGCAGGAACCCCCGGUGUGAUGAAGGGCAGUAAGGGACACAAGGGAUUCAGGGGCGAUAAAGGCUCGAGAGGAAGACGAGGACCCGGUGGAGAGAAGGGCGAGCGGGGCGUCGCUGCAGCGCCGGGAGAGAAGGGAGGUCCGGGCCGGUGGGGGGAUGCAGGGCAGCGGGGGGAGCAGGGACCCAGAGGAGGGCUGGGAGGCAGAGGAACCCUGGGCUCGAAGGGAUCUCGUGGACCUGCAGGGGGGCUGGGUCAGCUGGGUCCCGCGGGGCAGUCCGGUCUGACUGGAGAGCCUGGUCUACCUGGACGAGUGUACGUCCUACCGGGCCGGCAGGGAGACGCAGGAACCCGAGGUCCUUCAGCCAAAUGCUCCUGUUCACAGGUUCAAACCCCACAGCGCUUGGUGGACAGAGUCCAGACGAUCUUCCUGGCAGACGGGGAGAGACAGAUGAGGCGUCUGCGGGUGGAGAACGUGAUGGUUCUGCGGACCGACAGAAGAGCUCUGUACAUCUACUCUGACUCCCAGUGGACCGACGUGCUGAAGGACCCCGCUGCAUUCGACACAGGCGGAAGUGCCCUUGAGCAAGAACCGUGACUCAGUGGCCGCCAGCUCAGGCUGUGGUUAUACUGGGAAGCUUCCACAUGUGGGCCCGUGUUAGUGGGAGCGACCAGGGCCCGUGCGUCUCUGCACAGCUCCACCUGAGCUUUAUGGAUAUUUAUUGUAAUUCUAUAUUUCAUUGAGUCUUAACUUUAUUAACUUCAUUUCCUCCACGCAUGUGAAUUGUUGCCGCAUGUGACCGUGAAUCAAACCCCACCCCGAGUGUUUCUCUGUAAAUUAACUGGAUUUACACUUUUAUUUAAUUAACCACAAAUGCAUUUUU
Cyclopterus lumpus (lumpfish) is the source of this 1264-nucleotide messenger RNA. Its product is annotated as collagen alpha-3(IX) chain-like. Lineage: Eukaryota; Metazoa; Chordata; Actinopteri; Perciformes; Cyclopteridae. The transcript is spliced from 15 exons. The record is from RefSeq and is a predicted model, not a curated record. Bases 22 to 978 code for a protein of 318 amino acids.